Lathyrus sativus (Indian pea) is the source of this 1524-nucleotide messenger RNA. The record is from the annotation of a GenBank genome assembly. NCBI's taxonomy places the organism in Eukaryota, Viridiplantae, Streptophyta, Magnoliopsida, Fabales, Fabaceae.
AUGUCUUCAAUUGUUACUGCUGGUGUUAUCAACGUUCCACGUUCUUCUUCUUCAUCAAAGAGCCUCUCAUUCUCAUCAUCAUCCCUCUCCGGUGACAAAAUUAUUAAUGUUUCACGUGGUGGUGCACCAAGAGGAAGAUGCACCCGCAAGCAUGUGAUUGUUACACCUAAAGCUGUUUCUGAUUCACAGAAUUCUCAAACUUGCCUUGAUCCUGAUGCUAGCAGAAGUGUGCUUGGAAUCAUACUCGGAGGUGGUGCUGGUACUCGACUUUAUCCACUCACCAAGAAGAGAGCAAAACCAGCUGUUCCUCUUGGAGCUAACUAUAGACUCAUUGACAUUCCUGUUAGCAAUUGUUUGAAUAGCAACAUAUCUAAGAUCUAUGUUCUUACUCAAUUCAAUUCUGCGUCUCUUAAUCGACAUCUUUCUCGCGCGUAUGCAAGUAAUUUGGGUGGUUACAAAAAUGAGGGGUUUGUUGAAGUCCUUGCUGCUCAGCAAAGUCCUGAGAAUCCUAAUUGGUUUCAGGGUACUGCAGAUGCUGUGAGGCAAUAUUUAUGGCUUUUUGAAGAGCAUAAUGUUUUGGAAUACUUAAUUCUGGCCGGUGAUCAUUUGUAUCGAAUGGAUUAUGAGAAAUUUAUUCAAGCACAUAGGGAAUCUGAUGCUGAUAUCACUGUGGCUGCGUUGCCAAUGGACGAAAAGCGUGCAACUGCUUUCGGUCUGAUGAAGAUCGAUGAAGAGGGGCGUAUAAUUGAGUUUUCAGAAAAGCCGAAAGGGGAACAGUUGAAAGCUAUGAAGGUUGAUACUACGAUUUUAGGUCUUGACGAUGAAAGAGCGAAAGAAAUGCCUUUUAUUGCUAGCAUGGGUAUAUAUGUUAUCAGCAAAAAUGUGAUGCUUGACCUGCUCCGCGACAAGUUUCCCGGUGCAAAUGACUUUGGGAGUGAAGUGAUUCCUGGUGCUACUUCUGUUGGAAUGAGAGUACAAGCUUACUUAUAUGAUGGCUACUGGGAAGACAUAGGUACCAUUGAGGCUUUCUAUAAUGCAAAUCUUGGAAUCACCAAAAAGCCUGUGCCUGAUUUCAGUUUCUAUGAUCGUUCAUCUCCGAUUUACACCCAACCGCGAUACUUGCCUCCAUCUAAGAUGCUUGAUGCUGAUAUUACUGAUAGUGUUAUCGGAGAAGGAUGUGUGAUUAAGAACUGCAAGAUUUUCCACUCUGUGGUCGGGCUGCGAUCUUGCAUAUCAGAAGGUGCAAUUAUUGAAGACACUUUGUUAAUGGGGGCAGAUUAUUACGAGACAGAGGCUGACAAAAGCUUUUUGGCUGCUAAAGGCAGCGUUCCAAUUGGUAUUGGCAAAAACUCUCAUAUCAAAAGAGCAAUUGUUGACAAAAAUGCUAGAAUCGGAGAAAACGUCAAGAUAAUUAACAGUGAAAAUGUUCAAGAAGCUGCUAGGGAAACAGAAGGCUAUUUCAUUAAAAGCGGGAUCGUGACAAUAAUCAAGGAUGCCUUAAUUCCUAGUGGAACUGUCAUAUAG